AUGGCCACCAGAUUUGGGUCUCAAUUCAACCAGGAGGAAGCCAAGGAAAGCUUCUGGAAAGGAGCGAGAGGAAGCCGCGGCGCGCCCAAGAAGCGGCGUAUAAAUGCAACAAACGCUUUGGACGAAUCCAAGGAACUUCCAGCGCAAGUCGCGAUAGCCAAAACCCCGCCCACGGGCCCCUCCCCGCCGCCGCCGCCCAGCCCCGCCUCCUGGGCGCGCGCCUGCGCACGGGCCGCGCCCCGCCGCCGCCGCUGCCGCCGCGCCUGCGCAAAGGCGGCCGCCGCGAGCAUUGUGGCGGGGCGGCGGCGGCGAUGGCGGCCGGUCAAGGCGGCGGUCCUGCGGCCAGCAGCGAAGGAGGCGGCGGCGGAGGAGGAGGCGGCGGGGGAGCAGGAGGGGGUCUCGGGGGCGGCUCGUCGUCCUCGUCGCUGCCGCCCCCCGCGCCCCCUCCCCCCCCCUCCGCCCCCCGCGCCCCCUCCGCCCCCCCCGCCCUGCGCCGAGCCCCCGCCGGCCUUCCCGGGGCUGCUGCCGCCGCACCUGACGCUGCCCUACCCGGCCUGGGGCGGCGGCGGCGGGGCUCUCUCCAGCGGGGCCUCCGCCGCCGCCUCCGCCGCCUCCGCCGCCGCCCCCUCGCCCGGCCGCAGCCUGGAGAAGACGCUGGAGGAGGCGGGCAGCUGCGGCCUCCUCUGCCUCAGCGGCAGGAAGCUGCGCGAGUUCUCGGCCGCCGCCGCCUACGACCUCAGCGACACCACGCAGGCCGAUCUUUCCAGGAACAGAUUUACCGAAAUCCCUCCAGAUGUGUGGCAGUUCGCGCCGCUGGAGACCUUGAACCUGUAUCACAACUGCAUCAAAUCUAUCCCCGAAGCCAUUAAAAACCUGCAGAUGUUAACAUAUCUCAACAUCAGCCGAAAUCUCCUAUCGACGUUGCCAAAAUACCUAUUUGAUCUGCCACUGAAAGUUUUGGUUGUCAGCAAUAAUAAGCUGGUGUCCAUUCCUGAAGAAAUUGGGAAGUCGAGAGACUUAAUGGAAUUGGACAUCAGUUGCAAUGAGAUCCAGGUCCUUCCCCAACAGAUAGGGAAACUGCACUCCUUAAAAGAACUCAACUUAAGAAGAAAUAAUCUCCACAUGUUACCUGACGAAUUAGGAGAGCUUCCUUUGGUCAAGCUGGAUUUCUCCUGUAAUAAAGUCACAGAGAUCCCCGUCUGCUUCCGGAAACUGAGACACUUGCAAGUCAUCGUUCUGGAUAAUAACCCAAUGCAGAUCCCGCCGGCCCAGAUCUGCUUAAAGGGCAAAGUGCACAUUUUUAAGUUCCUCAGUGUUCAGGCCUGCCUGAGAAUGGACAAGAAGCCCGAUUCCCUGGAUCUGCCCUCCCUGGGAAGACGGAUCCCUUCUCAACCGCUCACCGACAGCAUAGAAGACUUUUAUCCCAACAAAAACCACGGCCCGGACUCUGGAAUUGGCAGUGAUAAUGGGGAUAAAAGGUUAUCCACAACGGAACCAUCCGAUGACGACACGGUCAGCCUCCACUCUCAGGUGUCGGAAUCGACAAGGGAACAGACACUCCGAAAUGACAAUCAGUUGCUAGGGAACAAACCCGAAUUGCAUAAAGACCCUGAUGUGUGUGAUUACCUGGAUCCCAGCUCAGAGGAUGUGGCUGCAUGUGACCAAGGAGAUCCCCAGACCGGAUCCUCCGUCUCUUACAUUAAGGAACGAGGGAAGUCAGCUGAGAAGCCACAGAAGAAUGACCGACGUGAAGAUUGGCGCGAGGAGAAGAGCAUUCAGAAAGAAAAGGCACCAGCCGAAGAAGAUGACGACCUGAAGGAGGUGACCGACUUACGGAAAAUUGCCGCCCAGCUUCUGCAGCAGGAGCAGAAGAACAGACGGAGGCCCUUAAGCUAUAGAGGUUCCUUCAGCGAAAAGCUUUUCCAGAGGACCAGGGUGGCAGGACGCGCCUCAAGGCUCCUGAAUCACUCCACCCCGACAAGCACGAGAAACCGACCAAAACAGACUGUGGACACAGAAAAAAGCCUUUCUGCAGACGAAGCAAAUUCUCCGUCUUCCCCCUGCAGCUGGCAGUCUCUGGAAAAUCAGAAGGGACACCCGGACGGCCCCCGUUGGCCAGAUUUGCAGCCGGUCAUCUGGCAGAACGAGGAAAGGCGGCGGAGCAAGCAGAUCAGGAGGGAGUAUUUCAAAUACAAGUCUUCGCGGAAGAGCUCCAGUGGAAACGAAAACGACGAGCAAGACAGUGAUCAUGCUAAUGUGUCUCCACAGUCUCCCGUCUCAUCCGAGGAUUAUGACCGGGCAGACGGGAGUCCCCAUGGCCCUUUUGGGUUGAAGCCCCGAUCAGCGUUCGGGCGUUCUCGUCAAGACUACAGCACGGUGGACCCCGGAUUCACCAUGAGGAGGAAAAUGGAGCACCUGCGGGAAGAAAGGGAGCAGAUUAAACAACUGCGCAGUAACCUGGAGUCGCGGCUGAAGGUCAGCUUGCCCGAGGAUAUCGGAGCCGCUCUCAUGGACGGGGUGGUCCUCUGCCACCUGGCCAACCACAUCAGACCGCGCUCCGUGGCCAGCAUUCACGUCCCGUCACCGGCUGUGCCUAAGCUCAGUAUGGCAAAAUGCCGAAGAAACGUUGAAAACUUCCUGGACGCUUGCAAAAAACUGGGCGUGGCGCAGGAAAGGCUCUGCUUGCCCCAUCACAUUUUGGAAGAGCGAGGACUGGUCAAGGUCGGACUCACGGUUCAGGCACUGCUGGAGAUCCCUUCUUCCAAAGCGUCGCAGCUCUCCUGCCUGUAGCGGGGCUCCUGGGGAAGGAACUGGCCGCCGUGGCACCCGUGGGACCCUCCCAGGCCUUCCCGCUCCGUCCAGGGGAAUCUGUCAAGCCAUUCGCCCUCAGGGCUCUCCAGGGGCUGCUGUGUCUUGAGAACCGGGGUGUCCCAAUUCCCUGGGAGCGUAACAAAAACGAAAUAAUUCCUAUUUUCUUUUUUUAACCACGAGAGCCAUAAGAGAUUUCGAGGCCAUCAGAUUCUCUUCCCAGGUAGGAGCCCCGUCCUGUCUUCGCCCCCUCAGCUGCCCGUCAAGCCUUCGUUGUCGUGUUGUUUUUUUAACGGACUUUGUAAAAGGAGUACUUGACUUCAACCUCGCAGUUUUGACGAGGGAAGCCCGAGGCCAGAGCUUUUGAGGAAUGCUUACUCUAGGGGAGCAUCAUCUGAUGCAGCCUUUCAUGGACCUUACGGAGCGAGGCAGCUUCCAAAAAUGGCAUUUGCGUUCAAAAGUUUUGACAGGUAUCGUUUUCCACGUACGCUCGCAAAAUAAUCAGACGUCACUAGGGCAUCAUAGAAAAUCCGGACAAGCAUCAACGGAAACAGUUUGACCAGUUCUGAGAAGAUUUGCAUCCUUCAUUUUUUUGCACUUCUUAACUGAUGUACCCAUUUCCGAUACUUUAGUUGGGUGUAUGUUGGCGAUGACAGAAUAGUUAUUCAAUAUAAAGGACAAAUUGUGUGGGAGUUUAUUUUUUUCCUUCAGUAUUCUAGAUUGGUGCCAAAAUACUUUUCAGUUGUACUGUAGAUUGUUAACCUGUGAAGUGCCUGUGUAAUAACUCUUUUUCCUAGUCUUAAAACAUUUUUGCAAGUUCCUUUACGUCUGAAUAGAUGCAAUGCGUAUUUUUAAAUAUUAGGGGUUUUUUUGGUUUUUUUGUAAGAUAGGUCAUGCGUGAAGUUUAAAGGACUAACAUCUGAAUGUUGGAUGUUCUUCAGUUUGCACACUUUGAAUUUAUUAAGUUUGGUUGUUAGGGGGGAAAAAAUUGUAAAUACGCUUUUUAUUUAUCAUAUUUAAUUUGAUACGUAAUCAUUUUUAAUGUAUUUGUUGGGUCGGUGGAUGUUUCGAGAAAUUAUUUUCCUCCUCUGGGAGAAAUAACGACUUGUAGGGUUUUUUUAACGGAGAAUCCUACGGAAGAGUGUUAGUUCAAAAGUUUUCAAGUAAAACUGCCAAAAAAAAAAAAAGAGAGAGAGAGAGGUUUUUUUUUUAAAAAGAAAGAAAUAAUAAUCUCAGGUUUAUAUCGUGAUAGCCAGGAUUUCAUUCAAUCUUUCGUUGUCGUGGUGGUUGAAUGAGGAAUGUGGCGAAGUAGAGGAAAGAUGAAUAAUCUUGAUCAGAUAUCUGCCCCCCCCAAACCCCCACCCCCGCCAGCCCGUUUAAGGGUGGAACAAUUCUGUGUUGUGGUGGCAAUCCCCUAAUCUCUCUACCCACCCAACCCACUCCAGUGUUGUUGCCAAGGUUGUGUGUGUGUGUGUGUGUGUUUAAGAAGGAAGGAGAUUCAGCCGGGGGGGGGGGGGGAAUGGGAAGGAAGAAUUGGUGUGUGUGUGUGUGCAUGACAACUUGGGAGAUGUCAUCUCUCAUGGUCUCUUCCAUUGCCACCUUUCAAGAGAGCAGCCAAUGUUAACAAGCUAUACACACACACACACACACACACAACCCAUCUUCUUUCGGUAUUGCUGUUCAUUUGGGGAGCUGUUUUAGGCCCUGCCUGCUUGAGAGAGAGAGAGAGAGAGACCCCAAACCCUCCAAGUUCCAUCCAGAGUCCUCCCUUCCCGUCCCUGCAGAGGUCGUCCCCCCCCCCACACACUCCAGGGCCCACCAGCAGGAAGGGGAAUCCUCCCCCUGGCAUUCGGAGAGGCCGAGAAAUAAGCUUUGCCUUGCUCCGUUUUUAACAUCUGCAUUUCCGUUGCUCCCCUUGGUAGCGAUUUAAAGUUCAGGUUUUUUGCCCCUUUUCAAGACUCCCUUCAGUUGGAUGGAAUUCUCUUCUCUUGCUGGAACGAUUUAAGAAAUAAAAUUCUUUGCACUUUUUCUUUGCCCAAAGUUGACGAAGCGUGUUGCGGGAUUGCGGAGACGGUCGUACACAACGAUCUCUUCCCCAACCUCCCAGCCCCACGUGAAAAGUGCGUCUCGGCAACACUUUUCCCCCAACGUUGCAACGGGGGUGGGGGGUGGGAACCCCCUGAUGAAAUGGGGGACGUAUUGAAUCUAGGGAAGCUUUUAAAGAGGGUUUUCUUUAAAUUGAAUUCUUAUUUAUUUCCAUUUCGGCAGCGGGAGGAAAGGUCAGAAAAGACAGGACUCUUGUCUUCGGGUAGCUUUGGGAGAGAGAUCGAUUUGCCGGGGGGGGCAUUUGCUUCCUCUUCCCAAUG
Messenger RNA from Thamnophis elegans (Western terrestrial garter snake), 5174 nucleotides. It is a transcript of the gene LRCH2, whose product is annotated as leucine rich repeats and calponin homology domain containing 2. The record is from RefSeq and is a predicted model, not a curated record. The coding region runs from base 1 to 2790 and encodes 929 amino acids. NCBI's taxonomy places the organism in Eukaryota, Metazoa, Chordata, Lepidosauria, Squamata, Natricidae. The transcript is spliced from 23 exons. Gene Ontology annotation, molecular function: protein binding.